AGUUGCGUGAGAACAAGAUGAUCAGAGUACUAGUUGGACUUCUGAUGCAAUACUCCAGCGGAAGCGUCAAACCAGCAGCAGCAGGACGGUAGCGCUUCGCCUGUGUUGCCUGGUUACGAACGCGGAGGGUGGCGCAUCGAGCGGUCGCGUCAGACUGGAACUGUCUGUGGGAGGCGGACAUGUUGGCUCCACUCCUGUUAUGUCACCAGGGAAUGACCUUCCGUCCGCUUGAGCCCGAAUGUCGCCGGUUUCGUUGAGGCUGCCGAAGAAGCGCUAGACGUGAAAACGGCGCCAUUUCUGUCGGCGUCCAUGACAGGCGCUGUUGCCGCAGUGGAUUCCAGAGCUCGAAGCUCGGAACGGCAGCGGGAGAGAACCAGCCGCUCCCCUUUCGCUGCUUCUCUCCACUUCAGGCCACGGCAGGUUGUGCCAGUGGAGUAAAGUGCUGUUCCAAAAUGGACUCGUCUGACUGAGUGUUUUGUGUUUUGCUCAGCAGCUGAGAUCUUUCUGCAGCAUAAGCCAUGCCUCAYGAGUAAAAUCCCUUUUUUGUUGCUUAAAGCAAUUUAAAAAAACCACCCUCCUACAUGCCUCCCCAUGUAGAACCCCUUCAGCGCAUCCUUCUGGAGUGACAGCCCCCUCAUCCAGAUAGGUCCUGCCUCAUCCUCUCGCUGUUUGCUCCUCCACCCACCACCCUACAGUAACUACCUGUCACCAUGCCGCUCUGCCUGAGAAUGGCCAACACCUGAGCUCCCAUGCGUCCAGUGAGCACCGAUUCAGACGGUCCCGCUCCUCCUGAGAACCUCUCUUGCCCCUACCCCCUCGCGGGGCCCCUGCCUGCCUCAGAGAUGUCCCUCCUCCAGUCGCUYGGGCCGGUGCAAAGCUGGCUCGGCCAGGAGCUUGAGAAGUGUGGGAUCGAUGCCAUGAUCUACACACGCUACGUUCUCAGCCUUCUCCUGCAUGACAGCUACGACUAUGACCUGCAGGACCAGGAAAACGACAUCUUCCUGGGMUGGGAGAAGGGAACUGGGAAGAAAUGGGGCAAGAGCAAGAAGAAAGGAGGGACCGACCUGAGUCUAGAGGAAAUGAAGAAGCAAGCCGCAGUGCAAUGCCUCCGUUCUGCAUCUGAUGAAAACUCUGGAAUUGAGAGCCUGGUUGAAGAGCUUUGCUCCAAACUUAAGGACAUCCAGAACAAACAGAAAGAAGACAAGUGCAUUCAGAAGAAAUCAGAUGGCUCUCAGUCACCAGAGCGAGCUGAUUCUCCCUCUUCAAAGGAUCAGGUGGAAAUGUAUUAUGAAGCCUUUCCUCCUUUGUCUGAGAAACCUGUUUGUCUCCAAGAGAUCAUGACGGUGUGGAACAAGGCAAAGGCCUGCGCUUACUCCAGUUCAUCAUCCUCUGCAGCCCCUCAAACCAGCACAGACACAUCCUCCCCCAAAGACUGCAACAGUGAAGGCGAAGCUACAAAGGAGCGAAACCUGGAGUCGUGCUGCACCAUCGCUACUGUGACCAGCGACAGAUGCCAGCAACGACGAAACAAGAAGGAGAAAGAGAACCGAUACCACAGUGGUGCCGCUGAAGAGGUGAAACCUACUGGUCUCACGAAGAGACAGACUAGACACAGAUCUGAGGGCAAAUAUCGACCCAGAUCCUGGUCUUCUGGCUCUAGUGAGGCAGGUUCGAGCUCAAGUGGGAACCAGGGUGACUCCAAGUCAUCCAGAAGCAAAACAGUUAGAGUGAGGCACAAAUCCAGGGAGGCUGGCAAAACGAAGAGAACACGCAACAGCGGGCAGGUGAAGCUGCAGAUGAAGCUCAUUGAUAAAGAGGAGAGAAGAAACACAGGAGGGAGUGGGAGCAGCACAGCUGGCAGCGCUGCCAAACAACCACAGCUUUACAAGAAGGGGAAGCGACCGCUGAAGGAGAUUCAUAAAGAUCCAGGCUGGGCGGAAGCAAGAGAGUCCAGGGUUGAGGCCAGAAACAAAGAGUACAUGGAGGAGCCGCUUUGGUACACUGAACCCAUCACAGAGUACUUUGUACCUUUCAGCAGCUGUCAAAGCAAGCUUGAAACAAAGUAUCGAAGCAAGGUCGGCUCUCCGGAUGGCUUUGGUUUGUCUGCGGAGAGGGAGAGGCUGCCAGAACAAAUCCAGGGAAUCUGCAUUACCAAUGAGAACCACCAGAGAGCCUAUUUAGCGGCAGGCUCGUUUGUGGAUGGGCACUUUGUGGAGGGGCCCGGCGAAGCAUACGAUGAAACUGCUGACCUCACUGGAACUUCAGGCUGCCCUCAGCCAGAGGAUAGUAGAGAUUUAGAUGACAAGCAUCUGUCCGAAUUUACUCACUUCUAUGAAGUUGAUAUUUAUCAAUCCAUAUUGGAUACUAGUGCCUCAGACACGAAACAAGAGAGUCGAAUCUUAAGCAUGAUUCGGCAGAAAAGCAAAGAGCAAGCAGACAACGAGGCAGAAUGUUGUUUAGUCUUAGAUGGCCUUGAGCAGCAAGGGGAAAGUGCAAUACGGGCAGACUCGCAGGAAGCUUCAGGAUCCGUUGGGUUUUUAAUGGAGGAUCUUGAAAACAUGGUUCAGAUGUGGGGAUACUAUUCACCAUCCACUUCCGAAGAUAUUGAUGGAGAAAGCUUCAUAGCGGACUCUCCCGUUCGGCUCUCCCCUCUUCUGGAUAGUGUUUCUCUGACCCUAAGUAAGCUACGUAAAAAUCCGGAAGAGCCACCUGCUCCUGAAGCUACCAGUGAGCCAUCUGGUUUAAACUCAUCCUGCUUCUCCAUUUUCGAGCUGCAGUAUGAAAGCCCCACUUUUCCCUUCCCCCAAGACUCACUCACCGUUGGUCACGAAAACAACACGGACUCUAGUAGCUGUCUCGACCCGCAUUCAAAUAAACAGUCACGUUUGCUAAUAUGGACCAAAAAUAGUGCCUUUGACGAAACUGAACACUGUUCCAACCUAUCAACACGAACUUGCAGCCCAUGGUCCCAUUCGGAGGAGACUCGGUCAGACAACGAGCUGGGAAACGCACCGGCAGAGGACGCUGCUCAAAUUWGCAACGAAGAGACAGAUUGUGUUAUCCCUCCUCUCUCCGGUACAUAUCUGGAAGAUGAAAUCUUAGAGUUUUUACAAGAGAACUCUGGCAAACAAUCUGAGAAGGUCAGCGUUGGCACAGUGUCCAGUCAGACCUUCACCAAAAAAUCUAAAUUGGAGUCCGUCUGUGGCAUAGCACUGGAAGAGGAUGAGAGUAAACGGUACAGCACUGGCAUGUUUUCGGACAACACAAACCAACAGAGUGAUGAUUACAGCUCAGGGAUAAUAAAAGACAUUUGGACUGCAAUUGGAGAUGGUAAUUCUGCCGUGUCUCAGCACGGAGCAGAAAAAUCAAACAAGGGGCUUUUUUCAGAUGAGCCGGGCGCUUAUUGUUGCAACUGUCUAGAGGUCCAGACAAAAGGAGUUCCAGUUCAGGGACCCGAGAAAAAAGCAGUGCAGCGGUCUGAGUAUCACCUCUGGGAAGGCAAGAAGGAAGAACAGGACAUAGCCAAAAACAAACUCUCCAAGGUAGAUGCUGCAGGGGAUUAUAUGACUCCGUCCAAGCCCUGGGACUUGAACUCUGACAAGGAUAGUACAUCGUUCAUCCUUGGAGGGGUGUAUGGAGAGUUAAAAACACUAAGCGGUGAUAAGAAUUGGGCUGUUGUGCCACCAGGUGAUACCCAGGAAAACCUGCUACAAUGUGCCGCUGCAGCUGCCUCYGUGUCUGGCUCAGACAUGCUAACCAUCACUGGGAGAGAUGUGCUUAUGAACCCUGGCAGCUGCUUUGCCCCCGGACACAGGCCCCUGUGGAGGCCCCUCGUUUCCUUCGGGCAGAGCGACCAAGCCAGUAGAGGAGGUGGAGAUGGACUGAAUAAGGGAUUUUCUUUGAUCUUCCAUGAAGAUUUGCUUGGAUCUUGCGGAGGCUGGCAUCGCGAGGAGCAAAGCUUAAAAUAUCCCUUUGCAUCCUUUAACCUGAACAAUCCCUUCUCUCAAGUCCUCCAUGUAGAGUGUUCUUUUGAGCCCGAGGACAUGGCUUCUUUCAGUCCAGGAUUCAAGCCUAAAUCCAUCCUUUGCUCGGACUCUGAGAGUGAGGCCUUCCACUCACGAAUAUAUGGCCUCAACCGAACACAGUAUAGAGCCAUUCGCAUUUCCCCUAGGACUCAUUUCCGACCAAUAUCGACCUCCGAGUUGUCUCCCGGUGGAGUGAGCGAUUCGGAGGCCGAGACMGACAAAGAGGAGAUGAGUUUUCCUACGGCAGCACCGGUGGACGUCUUUGAUGAUCCUCAGGCAGACCUAAAACCUUUGGAGGAGGAUGCAGAAUGCGAGGGCCCUUAUUAUGGGAAGUCAGAACUGGAAUCUGGUAAAUUUUUACCCAGAUUAAAGAAGUCUGGCAUGGAGAAAAGUGCCCAGACCUCUUUGGAUUCACAGGAGGGUUCUAGCACCCUCCUGCCGAUCUCUGAGCAAGAGAGUUGCUUAAAUUGCGAAAUGGCAACGGCAGCAUCAAGCGCAGGUGAACAGACCGACGUCUGCGAGAUUCAAGCAGAGGAAACUUCAGGAGAAAAACGGUCCUGUUUAUGUUCACCAGCAAGUCAGAUCCCAAAGUAUGGGAUUGCCUAUGACUAUGUUGGCGAUGUGCCAGAGUUUCCUCUGUUAAAUCUAAGUGGGCAGGGUGGAACUGGUAACCAGCAAGAUGAGUGCUGGUGGCAGAAUGCAGUUUGUUCCCCACUUUUCCCUGGAUCUCAUUGUACAGGGAGCAGCAACAUUUGAAGUCUCCGGUUUUGCAGAGGACACCUGUCACAGAGAGGAAACCUCCCCGCUCUUGGGACUGGACCUCUACCAGCAUAGAUUCAGGGUCAUCUCAGAGCUGGCAAACCUAACGUAGGCUACUUUUCUGAGACACCUCUCYGAAACCCCAACACAUAACCCCUGUUGGUUUUUCAUUUACUAACUUCAAAACAACCUUGUGUAAUCAACAAUCAGAUCAACAAAAUAAGCAAAAGUAGAAAUACUUAAAAAACAACGACAAAAAAAACAUGUUCUGUCUGAGUGAUGCCAUAGUUCUUCUGCUCACCAAUCCUCUUCAGAACUCACAGUUAGCUUGUAGAGACAACAUUUUGUUCUGUUCUCAGCUUUUGUUCCCACCAUUUUGAGUUUGAACCAAGAUUUUGGUGGUUGGUGGCAUCCGAAUGGUUGUGCAUGUGUUCGUCCAGCCGGUCUCACACCGCUUCUUCUAGUUGAAACUGAUGUCGUGUGAAACGACUGCUACCGCAUCCUCUGCUUGGCCAUCUUCAGUUCAGAAAGACCUUUGUAGAGAGCUUUACUUUUUCAACCAUUCGAGAGUUGAAUUCAAAUAGUUUGUGUGGAUGAUUUUUCUGAAUGUGAAGUAGAGAAUGUGUGCAGCUUUCUUCUAAACAUCCAUAACUUCCCUGUGUGUGUGAAGUUUGUCUUUUUUUUCCUUUGGAAUGGUGAAAGUCUUUCAAAGCCUAGUUUAGAAAUAGUGUGGUUUGUGAGGCUAAAAUAAAACGUUUGAACAGAAAAAUAAUCAGUUUUGUAGGAAAAAUACCAAUCUUGUUUAAAAUGCAAAGCUGUAAAAGAUUGGGGUCAAAAAUUACAAAAAAAAAUGCUUUGAGGUAAAAACUCGAGACGGCACAACCAUUUCUCCAGACAGUUGUGUUGCAACUAAACAAAGCUUUGUUUUUUUUUGUUUUAUCAUUUCUAUGGUACAGACUAUUGGUGCUAUAAAUAUGUUCAGAAAUCGUUUGAAGUUGCAGUUCAGUAAUACAGCUAUAAUAAGUUGAUGGCAUAUUUUGUUGGCCAGGCAGACUCCAUAAAUAUAAUUUGAAAAAACAACAAAAAAAAGUUCUGGUUUAAUGUGGUUUGUUUUGUUUAUUUUAAGGUAACACCUUAUUUUGUUUGACCUCUAAUUGCUGAGGCAUAAAAUAUAUUUAAAGCCCAUUUUUCAAUGAAACUUUUCAGUUCAAAACCCCCCAAAAAAACAAAACAGACAAAACCACCAGACUGUCCACCGGGCAAACACGUAAACAAGAGCUGUGGGGCAAACAUCAAACCAAAUAAACCAUCAGUAAUUACUCUUAAGAUUUGUUUCAUAUGAGGUGUGUUUUUCUUUUUUUUUUUUCUUUGUUUUGCAAAAUAUCUUGUUAAAACAUUGAUUGUCUCACUGUUUUUAGUGUGGUGACAGAACUCGUGAAGACACUGGUUCAGAUUGUUUUUGAACUUUUAUCUCAAAUGUUUGACUCCAAUAAAUGGAAGCUGCCACUCCUGCAAAAUUUAAAAACACAGAACGAUAUGUCUAAAAAAAAUAUAGUUCGAACAACACAUUUUUUUACAUUAACGUUAUAUUUUACAGAUUUCUCACACAAAAUGUUUUCAUAAUAUUACAGCAUACAAACUUGUCACAAGUUAACACUUUUAGACAAUUUCAUCAAGAUAAAAAUUAGAUGGGAUUACAUUUUUGUUAUGUAUAUUAAUGUGAAAACAAUUUGUUGACAUGAAAAGUUUAUUGGUAAAGUUGUCAAAAAAUUUUCAAGUUAAUGGUAUAUUUUUAUGUACAUUCAUAUUUUCCACAUUAUUACAAUAUAUAUACACUUAUCUAUGAUGGCGUAUUUGGGAUGGUUUGCAGUUGAAAAAGAGGAGUAAAUCUCCAARAACUCAUUUUGAGAUUAAUUUAAGGAAUUUUCAAAGAAAAAAAAGGAAAUUCUGAGCUCAGUCGUAAAUUUGCACAAAGAAAACUCAUUUCCACGAUUAAAAACAAAAACGUGAUAUUUAAACUAGAGCUUUUCUGACAUUGUAAAGUCAGAAAUUUACAAUCAUGGAAAUUUUUGAAUUCUUUUCUUCACAAAUUUAUGACUUUUCUAGAAAAGAGAAUUUCCUAUUUUCCCUUAAAUUUCUGAAAUAAUCCCAUUUUUUUUCUUUUUUGCAAAUUUCUGACUUUUUGAGCUCAGAGAAUUUCCUUCCCCCUGAAAAAAUCCUAAAACUAAUCUCAAAAUUUCUGAUUUUUAUUUAUUUUUUGGCAGAGAUUUACUCUUUUUUUAAUUUUUCAUCCGCAAAAUGGCCCUAAUACACCGUUGUACUUAUCACAUUAAUUUGAACUUUUUAAAAAAAUUUGUCACUUUAGGAAAAGAUAAAAAUAAUCUUGCAUUACUGUUAUAACCCAAACAAGUUUAUAUGUUGUAAUAAUGCAAAAACAUUUUGUUCGAACAAAAGUAUUGCUCUAAUAACAUUUUCACAAUAUAUUGAGAUAAAUUAAUUUUAUUUUUUUUCUUUUCUUUUCUGGGGUGCCAGCAAUAUGUUUCUGUAUCUAUCGGACGUUCACAGGAACACAUACGCAUCCGAGCAGUGUCGUAAAUCUGAAAGAAACAAUUAGCUACAAAAUCUUUGAGCCAUGCUUUAGGAACCUUUAUCAGAAUUUUAUGUUUGAAAAGUCAAACUGAAUAGAAUCAUAAAUGCUUUGUGUUUCUCAAUAGCAUUAUUCUCCCACCCCCAAAAGAAAAAAAACUUAUUUUAAUCAGYCUAAAAAGAUAGUUGAAGUGCAGGUUUAUUGUCACAAAUAGAAGGAAAGUAAAGCACAGAUAUUUAAACUCCUCCCUUUAGCGAUGAAGUGAAAGUGUGUUUGCUGUCGCGUGCUGUCCCUGGUGAAGGCAUAUAGUUUGAGCAUGGCUUUGGGAAAUGGCUUCUGCUUUAACAAAGUUUGUUUAAGCCUAAGAUUUGUUUGUAGGUCAAAAAAAUAAAAGUAUAGAACAAAAAAAAAAAACUUGCGCAGCUUCAGGAUCUUGUCUCCCCCCCUCACCCCCAUUUUCUUUGACAGUCAGAUACUCAGGAAUUUUUUAAUACACGCAUACACUCAGACCUGUGACAUUGUAUUGAUGCAUUAAUGUACUUUUCUUUUUUUUCUUUUUAAUUGUUGACAGGAGUUUAUUUCAAGGCAAAUCAGAUGUGGCUGACAUUAAUGUAGAGCUUUAGUUUAAAUAAAAAUAAAACUGAAAAAAGAAGCCAUUGUUGGAUUGCAUAAGCAGUGUGGAGGGACGUUCCCUGAGUUCUAUGCAACACCUUGGCACAUGUAAACAUUGGAGAGGAAAAGGAGACACAUGCAGGUAUUUUUGCAUGCGGGUUACUUUUUGAGCGAGGGACAACCGAGAAAAAAAAAAAAAWAAAACUUUUGGAAUGUUUCUGAGAAAUAAAGCAUGCAAAAACAUCACACUCCCAUCUUUUUAAGUUGAACACAUUUUAGUUAAAAAAAAAACAUUGAGGUGAAAUCAGUGAGAGAAUGCUCUGUGUUUGUGUACAAGAAACAUUUACAUGGGAUGGAUCCCAUCUUUCUCUUCCCGUUUUGAUAGGUUCUGUUUUAAAACAAGGACAGAAAAACAAAAUGUUCGACAGGAAAAUGUGUUCAAGGAAUAAAAAGGGUUGCUGAGUUUCUAAAGAACAUAACCAGCAGUGAAAACACGAGUUUUCCUGGUCCUUUUUUCAUUCCUCCUCCCCUUCCCCUCCUCCUUUAUGUUCCUGAAUCCCAUCUGUCCCGAGUAGAUGUGUUCUGAUUUCAUGUACACCCUGAGUAAAUUAUUUUGUUUCAUUGUGGAUUUUCUUAACAUCUAAUAAAGGAAUAAAUCAAACCUUAAA
This is a messenger RNA of Austrofundulus limnaeus, 8651 nucleotides long. RefSeq names its product KIAA0232 ortholog. The record is from RefSeq and is a predicted model, not a curated record. The transcript has 8 exons. Lineage: Eukaryota; Metazoa; Chordata; Actinopteri; Cyprinodontiformes; Rivulidae. Bases 750 to 4781 code for a protein of 1343 amino acids.